This is a messenger RNA of Bipolaris oryzae ATCC 44560, 1602 nucleotides long. RefSeq names its product carbohydrate-binding module family 43 protein. The transcript is spliced from 5 exons. Gene Ontology annotation, molecular function: 1,3-beta-glucanosyltransferase activity. Gene Ontology annotation, biological process: fungal-type cell wall (1->3)-beta-D-glucan biosynthetic process. Bases 1 to 1602 code for a protein of 533 amino acids. Lineage: Eukaryota; Fungi; Ascomycota; Dothideomycetes; Pleosporales; Pleosporaceae. Gene Ontology annotation, cellular component: fungal-type cell wall; cytoplasm. The record is from RefSeq and is a predicted model, not a curated record.
AUGCGCGGACUCAUUGCGACCACGGCCCUGCUCGCAGGCGUGCAGGCGGCCGUUGACCCCAUUGUCAUCAAGGGGCAAAAGUUCUUUAUGAAGAACAGUGGUGAACAAUUUUUCAUGAAGGGUGUUGCUUAUCAACAGGAAGUAAACUCCAACACCACAGCCACUUCGACCGAUGCGCUCAAGAUCACCGACCCCCUCGCUGAUUCGGCAGCAUGCAAGCGCGACAUCGCUAUGCUCAAGAAGCUCAACACCAACACCAUCCGUGUCUACGCCAUUGACCCCAAGAAGGACCACACCGACUGCAUGUCCCAGCUCGCAGAUGCUGGAAUCUACGUCGUUGCUGACUUGUCCGAGCCUGGACUGUCCAUCAACCGUGACGACCCUGGCUGGACUGUCGACCUCUACAACCGCUACACCAGCGUUGUCGAUGAGAUGAUGAAGUUUGACAACACCCUUGGUUUCUUCGCUGGUAACGAGGUUAGCAACCAGCCCAACAACACCGUUGCCAGUGCAUUCGUCAAGGCCGCUGUCCGUGACACCAAGGCCUACAUCAAGAGCAAGAACUACCGUGAGAUUGGUGUUGGUUAUGCUACCAACGACGAUGCCGACAUCCGUGAGAACAUGGCCAACUACUUCGACUGCGGUGACAAGGACAGCGCCAUCGACUUCUGGGGUUACAAUAUCUACUCCUGGUGCGGUGACUCUUCCUUCACCAAGUCCGGCUUUGACGUUCAGACCAAAAACUUUGAAAAGUACAACGUCCCCGUCUUCUUUGCUGAAUACGGUUGCAACACCCCCCGUCCCCGUUUGUUCACCGAGGUCAAGGCUCUCUAUGGCAAGGACAUGGUUGGCACCUGGUCUGGCGGUAUCGUGUACAUGUACUUCGAGGAGGAGAACCAGUUCGGUCUUGUUUCCAUCAAGGACGGCAAGCCUGUGCCCAACGACGACUUCGACAACCUGUCCUCGCAGAUUGCCAAGGCUACCCCAGUUGGUGUCAAGAUGGCUGACUACAACCCUACCAACACCGCCGCUGCCUCGUGCCCCAAGGUUACCCCCGGAAAGUGGGAGGCUGAGUCCGAUCCUCUUCCCCCUCCUGCCAACUCCAACCUCUGCUCGUGCAUGAUGGAGACCCUCUCUUGUGUCGUUGACGAGAAGACUGACGAGGAGGACUUUGGCGACAUCUUCGGCUUCGUCUGCGGAUUGAAGGACGGCGAGUACUGUGCAGGCAUCAACAAGAACGCCACUUCUGGUCCCUAUGGUGUCUACGGUAUGUGCUCCAACCGUGAGCAGCUCUCUUUCGCUGUCAACGCCUACGCCAAGAAGAACAGCGGCGGCUGCAACUUCAAGGGCAAGGCCACCACCCAGUCUGCCAACCCUAGCCCUACUGCUUCCGGCUGUGCUUCGCUUCUCAAGGAGGCUGGUGUUGCUGGCACUGGCUCCGUCGCUGGCGGUGCUGCUGCUGCCUCUAGCACCAGCUCCGCUGGCGCUGGCUCUGGCUCCUCCACCGGCGCCGCUUCUACCCUCUCCACUGACGGUGUCUUUGGUCUCGGUCUCUACAUGCUUGGUGCCGUUGCUUCAGGUAUGGCUAUGAUCCUGUUGUAA